This is a messenger RNA of Megalobrama amblycephala (Wuchang bream), 1612 nucleotides long. RefSeq names its product protein phosphatase methylesterase 1-like. The transcript has 16 exons. The record is from RefSeq and is a predicted model, not a curated record. NCBI's taxonomy places the organism in Eukaryota, Metazoa, Chordata, Actinopteri, Cypriniformes, Xenocyprididae. Gene Ontology annotation, biological process: protein demethylation. Gene Ontology annotation, molecular function: protein methylesterase activity. Bases 121 to 1311 code for a protein of 396 amino acids.
CCCUCUCAUGCUUGAAUAAAUGACGACGCUGCGUUCUGCAUCCGAUACGCGCACGCGCGGGCGCGCACUCGAGCUGCAAGAGAAGCAGAGGAUGAUGACGCGCGGAAUACAGUCUCUCUCAUGGCCUCCGAGCGUCCGUCCGCUGAGAGUCGCUCCUCGCACCUGAGCUCGGACCCUUCCGUCGACACGGACGCCACAGCCACCGACAGCAUGUGGGAGGAAAGCUUCGACACAGAGAAUCAUGGCGUGAGCACUAAGAGAGAUUACUCACCCGUGUCCUGGAGCGAAUACUUCGAAAUGAUGGAUGAUGUGGUUAUCGGGUCAGGAGAAACUAAGGAUGUGUUUCGUGUGUAUAAGAGCGGUCAGGACGGUCCACUGCUGGUUCUGCUUCACGGAGGAGGACAUUCGGCCCUGUCCUGGGCAGUGUUUACGGCAGCGAUGACCAGUCGGGUCACUUGUCGGGUUCUGGCCAUGGAUCUCAGGGGUCACGGUGCAACGCAAGUCAAGCACGCGGACGACCUUUCCACGCAAACCAUGUCCAGAGAUGUAGCCAAUGUGGUGCGAGCUACAUACGGAGAGAUCCCGCCCCCUAUUAUCCUUGUGGGUCACAAUGUGGGCGGAGCCAUCGCGGUGCACGCGGCCAGUGGAACUCUGCUGCCCUCUGUGGUCGGGCUGGUGGCCAUCGACGUGGUGGAGGGCAGUGCGAUGGACGUCUUGCACAGCAUGCAGAACUUCCUGAGAGGACGACCCAAAUCCUUCAAAUCCAUCGAUCACGCCAUUGAAUGGAGUGUAAAAAGCGGGCAGAUCAGAAACCUGGAGUCUGCUAAAGUGUCAAUGGUGGGACAAGUGAGACGGUGUGAGGUGGAGGAAGGAGACGCGGCCGAGCCGGUGAGUCCGGCGACUGAGAGCGUGGCCGAGGGUCACGAGGAGUUUUACGACCUGAACUACGUCACGGAUAAAGCCGAGAGCAGCACAUCCGCAGAGCCUUGCAGUGUGUACAGCUGGAAAAUUGAUCUGUCUAAAGCCGAGAAAUACUGGGACGGCUGGUUUAGAGGGAUAUCGAACCACUUCCUGUCCUGCAAUGUCCCAAAACUCCUACUGUUGGCAGGCAUUGAUCGACUGGACAGAGAUCUGACCAUUGGACAGAUGCAGGGCAAAUUCAUGAUGCAGGUGCUGCCCCCAUGUGGACACGCAGUGCACGAGGACAUCCCAGAUAAAGUGGCAGAUGCUCUGGCAAGUUUUAUGAUCAGACACAAAUUUGCUGAAGCUCGCAGCGAAACUAAAAGUUCCUCGUACCCGUUCAUGCGGUGAGGAGUCGAGGAUGAAGCAGAAGACACCGAGAAACCUCCAGCAGAGCAAAACAGCAAAUACUUUCGCUAUCAAUCCAAAGAUUAUGUUUCAACUGUCACUAUCCUGAGUUUAGAAUAAAGCUUAGAAUGUUCAGUAGUUGUUUUGGAAUGUUCAGUUUAACUGACAAGAAACAUUGUGACACUAUUUAAAUGUGGCGGAAUCAUGUGACAUCAUCACAGGAAACAGAUGUGAAACACUGUAAAAAUGAGAAGGACAAAGUUUAGCCCCAAAAAACUGACAUUAAAAUUUAUUAAUAUUCAAA